Myxocyprinus asiaticus (Chinese sucker) is the source of this 3507-nucleotide messenger RNA. It is a transcript of the gene pfkla, whose product is annotated as phosphofructokinase, liver a. The record is from RefSeq and is a predicted model, not a curated record. Lineage: Eukaryota; Metazoa; Chordata; Actinopteri; Cypriniformes; Catostomidae. Bases 134 to 2485 code for a protein of 783 amino acids. Gene Ontology annotation, biological process: fructose 1,6-bisphosphate metabolic process; canonical glycolysis; fructose 6-phosphate metabolic process. Gene Ontology annotation, molecular function: fructose-6-phosphate binding; monosaccharide binding; AMP binding. The transcript is spliced from 22 exons. Gene Ontology annotation, cellular component: cytoplasm; membrane; 6-phosphofructokinase complex.
AUCAGUGCGCACUGUACACUUACACACUUCUGCGUCUUUUCUGCCUGUCGGAAGGUCGAACGACGCAACAUAGCCUGGAAAGAACUCGAUUACUGUGGUAACAACAUAUCCCGAUCUCUUAGAAAGGUCUUGAAUGAGCAGAAUGAGCUCCGCCGGGUUGGAGAAGCUGCGGAUGACGGGCGCGGGGAGAGCCAUCGCCGUACUGACCAGCGGUGGAGACGCGCAAGGUAUGAAUGCUGCUGUGCGUGCUGUGACACGAAUGGGCAUUUAUGUGGGAGCCAAAGUUUACCUGGUUUAUGAGGGUUAUCAAGGGCUGGUGGAUGGAGGAGAUAAUAUUAAACUGGCCAACUGGCAAAGCGUCACCAAUAUAAUUCAACUGGGCGGCACAGUGAUUGGUAGUGCCCGCUGUAAGGCCUUCACCACGCGUGAGGGGCGUUUAGCUGCUGCAUUUAACCUGGUCAAACGUGGCAUCUGUAAUCUGUGUGUUUGCGGAGGUGAUGGCAGCCUGACGGGGGCGAAUAUCUUCCGCUCUGAGUGGAGUGGACUGCUCGCUGAACUGGCGAAGAAAGGUCGGAUCUCAGUAGAGAUGGCGAAGCAGCACGGUCAUCUAAACAUCGUGGGUCUGGUGGGUUCUAUUGAUAAUGACUUCUGUGGAACAGACAUGACCAUCGGCGCUGACUCCGCCCUCAAUCGCAUCACUGAGAUCAUUGACGCCAUCACAACCACAGCUACAAGCCAUCAGCGCACAUUUGUGCUAGAAGUCAUGGGUCGCCACUGCGGGUAUCUGGCACUGGUUUCAGCUCUGGCGUCUGGAGCUGAUUGGCUGUUUAUUCCAGAAGCUCCUCCUGAAGAAGGCUGGGAAGAACUCAUGUGCGCUCGACUGGGAGAGAGUCGCAGUAAAGGAUGCAGACUGAACAUCAUCAUCAUUGCUGAGGGAGCGAUCAACAGUAGUGGCGAGCCGAUCACCUCCAACUACGUCAAAGAUCUGGUUGUGGCAAGGCUGGGUUAUGACACCCGGGUGACCGUACUGGGUCACGUCCAAAGAGGAGGAACACCAUCGGCCUUUGACAGAGUGCUCAGCAGUAAAAUGGGCGUGGAGGCUGUGGUGGCCCUAUUGGAGGCGGGGCCAGACACGCCCGCCUGUGUGAUUGGCCUAUCAGGAAAUCAGGCUGUACGGCUCCCUCUGAUGGAGGCGGUGGAGUUGACUAAAGAGGUGCAGAGAGCCAUGAAUGAAAAAAGGUUUGAAGAAGCCAUACAGUUACGGGGCAGGAGUUUUGAGAAUAACUGGAGCAUUUACAAGUUGUUGGCCUAUCAAAAGCCUGCUCAAGUCCAGAGCGGUCAUUCCAUGGCGAUUCUGAAUGUAGGAGCUCCGGCCGCUGGCAUGAACGCUGCAGUGCGAUCAGCGGUUAGGGUCGGACUCGCCACGGGACACCGCGUUUACAUCGUUAACGAUGGAUUUGAGGGUCUGGCUAACGGAAUGGUCAAUGAAGUCUCAUGGAAUCAGGUGGCCGGUUGGACAGGGCAGGGCGGCUCUCUGCUGGGAACUAAAAGAACACUUCCGAGCUCCUGCAUGGAGAAACUAGUGGCAAAUCUCAACAAGUUUAGUAUCCAGUCGCUGCUUGUUGUUGGUGGUUUUGAGGCUUAUGAGGGGAUAUUGGAGUUGGUUGACGCUAGGGGGCACUAUGAUGAAUUGUGUAUUCCCAUGUGUAUCAUCCCAGCCACCAUCAGCAACAACGUGCCGGGCACUGACUUCAGUCUGGGGUCAGAUACUGCGGUCAAUGCUGCGAUGGUUAGCUGUGAUAAGAUCAAGCAGUCAGCCACAGGCACCAAGAGAAGAGUGUUUGUGGUGGAGACAAUGGGAGGAUACUGUGGUUACCUGGCAACUACCACUGGCAUUGCUGUCGGUGCGGAUGCGGCUUAUAUUUUCGAGGAGCCUUUCAACAUCCAUGACCUGAAGACCAAUGUGGAGCAUUUGACAGAGAAGAUGAAGAAGGACAUUCAGAGAGGUCUGGUGUUGAGGAAUGAGAAGUGUCAUGAGCACUACACCACUGAUUUCAUUCACAAACUGUACUCCGCUGAAGGGAAAGGUGUGUUUGACUGCAGAGUCAAUGUCCUGGGACAUCUACAGCAGGGAGGCGUCCCAACACCCUUUGACAGAAACUACGGCACUAAACUGGGCGUUAGAGCUGUAGAGUGGCUGACAGAGAAGAUGGUCAACACUUUUAGACAAGGUCGUGUGUUUGCUAAUACUGCAGACAGUGCUUGUGUGAUCGGCCUGUAUAAGAAGGUUCUGGCUUUUAGUCCUGUGACUGAACUGAAGGACCAGACGGACUUUGAACACAGGAUGCCUAAGGUACAGUGGUGGUUCAAUCUACGUCUCAUGCUGAAGAUGCUGGCCAAGUAUCAGACGUCCUUCAACGAGUAUGUGACAGGACAGAUUGAACAUGUGACUCGUCGCUCUCUUAGUAUAGACACUGGGUUUUAAAAAUGCACUGCAACCAGUUCCCCUUAUUCAGUCCAACUUUACCAAACUGCCAGUCUUCUGUUAAAAUGGGUAAAAAACGCUCCUUUAUUUGUUAGUAAAUAAAGGAGUGCAUGAUGACUUCGAAUUUGUGCCUAAACUGUAUCAUCCCGUGCAGCUUUAGUGAUGUUUUUGGGGCCUGUAUUUGCAAGCUUCCAGACAGCACGUUUACACUGUGGUGCAUUUCGACACGGCAAAAGUUCAUUACAUUAGUAAGUAAAGCUUUAAUAGAUAACACUAUUUAAAACAGUGUUUACAAAAGUGCUUUAUAUAACACAUAAAAAACAGAAAUGUCACAUACGUUGAAAAAAUUAAACAGUAAAAAUGAAAUAAUAGAUUAAAAUCAUAUACUUUUUUUUUUUGAAGAAAUAAUUGUAUUAAAAGCCAAUUAGGAAAGAACUUUCUAUCCUAUCUUUAUAUUUUUUGACACAUUGGCCACCUUAUUUCCCCAUCCAUCUGAAAUAAAUAGAUUUUUACUAACAAAUAUCAUGUUUACAUUUUUUUUGGCCAUUUUAUUUAUGUAUUUUAAUAACAUCUGACCAUUACAUCAAAGCCAGCUUAUGCUGUUCUCAGAUCUAAUUUAAAUGGUUUGUUUCUAGUCAUAUGUAUACACAGCUGUAGUAACUAACUUGGGCUUAAUUAUUUUGCUAUUUUAAAAUAACCCAUGCAAAAUCAGUUAUUGUAAAAAACAAAAAAAAAAAUAAGAAUAAAUAUUAGUCAAUUUGUAGCCAGUUUUAAACUAUUGAUUUCUGUUGUUGAAAAUAAAGUAGGAACUAAAUAAAUUGACCUAAGAUAUUCACCAAUUAUAUAUAUAAAUAAUUAUAUAUAUAAAUAAAUAAUUAAAAAUAAUUCUUUCAAUUAUGUUAUUAUUUUAAAAUAAUCCAUGCAAAGUAAAUUUUCAUUGUUCAAUUUUUACUGUCACUUUUUAUUGUCAAUUUUGACCAAUUGAUUUCUGUUGAAAAUAAACUGGGAAAUAAAUAAAUUCA